CAUCGGAUUACUGUUGCUAACGGCCGAAGGAUGAAGGCUCUGAUUCUGGUUGGGGGGUACGGGACCCGGCUGCGACCUCUCACCCUGAGCGUCCCCAAGCCGCUCGUGGAGUUCUGCAAUAAGCCCAUUCUUCUGCACCAAGUGGAGGCUUUGGUGAAGGCCGGAGUGACCCACGUGGUUCUGGCUGUGAGCUACAUGUCAGAGCUGCUGGAGAGAGAGAUGAGAGUCCAGGAGCAGAGACUCGGGAUUCGGAUCUCUCUGUCUCACGAGAAGGAGCCUCUGGGAACCGCGGGGCCCCUGGCGCUGGCUCGAGACCUGCUGAACAUCGACAACGAGCCGUUCUUCGUCCUCAACUCGGACGUCAUCUGUGAUUUUCCCUUCAAAGAUCUGCUGCAGUUCCACCGCAGCCACGGCAAGGAGGGAACCAUCGUGGUGACGCGCGUGGAGGAGCCCUCCAAGUACGGCGUGGUGGUUUACGAGUCGGACAGCGGGACGAUUCAGCGCUUCGUGGAGAAACCGCAGGUCUUCGUCUCCAACAAGAUCAACGCCGGCAUGUACAUCUUCAAUCCCAGCAUGCUCGGCAGGAUCCAGCUCAGACCAACUUCGAUAGAGAAGGAAAUCUUUCCCGUCAUGGCAGAGGAGGGUCAUCUGUACGCCAUGGAGCUGCAGGGUUUCUGGAUGGACAUCGGUCAGCCGAAGGACUUCCUCACGGGGAUGUGUUUGUACCUUCAGUCGCUACGGCAACACGCCCCGGAGAGGCUGCACACGGGGCUCGGUUUCCUCGGCAACGUCCUGGUGGACCCGACGGCGCAGAUCGGGCAGAACUGCACCAUCGGCCCGAACGUCACCAUCGGCGCCGGCGUGGUCGUGGAGGACGGCGUGAGGAUAAAACGGUGCACGGUGCUGAAGGGGUCCAGGGUCCAGUCGCACUCCUGGUUGGAGAGCUGCAUCGUGGGGUGGAGCUCGUCUGUGGGUCAGUGGGUGCGUAUGGAGAACGUGACGGUGCUGGGAGAGGACGUGAUCGUGAACGACGAGCUUUACCUGAACGGCGCCAACGUCCUGCCUCAUAAAUCCAUCAGCGAGUCGGUCCCGGAGCCGCGAAUCAUCAUGUAGCGUCGGGCCGCGGCAGGAGAGAAUCCCAGAGAGUUCUCUGAACUGAAUCAUACGGUGCCAGAGAAACGAAGCCGGAAGAACAAGCAGCUUUACGCCUUCUCCUUUAUUACAAUUAAUACGGACCCGUUUUAGCCGCCUACGACUGCGUCGUCCACCGGUGAGAAAUCACGGCGCACGUCAAGAGUAGACGACAAGGUUAGUUAAAUGUCGAACACGUCGGGCGCUCGUGUCCCAAACGGGAUGGAUGGAAACGGAAAAAGAAACGAGGAAGGGGUUUGUACGCGGUGGAGGGAUUACGAUGGGUGGUGGGUUAGAGAGCAAAAUGAAGACUAGAUUAUGGGCUCACACAGCGAAGGAUUAAACGUUUAGACAUAACGACGCAGAGGUUC
Messenger RNA from Nematolebias whitei (Rio pearlfish), 1502 nucleotides. RefSeq names its product GDP-mannose pyrophosphorylase B (gene gmppb). Gene Ontology annotation, cellular component: cytoplasm. The coding region runs from base 31 to 1113 and encodes 360 amino acids. NCBI's taxonomy places the organism in Eukaryota, Metazoa, Chordata, Actinopteri, Cyprinodontiformes, Rivulidae. The transcript is spliced from 9 exons. Gene Ontology annotation, molecular function: mannose-1-phosphate guanylyltransferase (GTP) activity; GTP binding. The record is from RefSeq and is a predicted model, not a curated record. Gene Ontology annotation, biological process: cell wall mannoprotein biosynthetic process; GDP-mannose biosynthetic process.